AUGAGCAGCAAAGGGAUCAUUCUGGAAAUGCGGAAAGAAAAGUCACGUGACGCUGCCCGAAGUCGUCGCGGCAAAGAGAACUAUGAGUUCUACGAGUUAGCGAAGCUUCUACCUCUGCCAGCGGCCAUCACAACUCAACUCGACAAGGCCUCUAUCAUUCGGCUUAGCAUCAGUUACCUCAAGUUGAGGGAUUUCACUGCGCAUGGAGAUCCACCUUGGAGCAGGGACAGCCCGGUGUCUUCUAAGUCCAUCAAAGGUGGCUCUAUCCGGUCAAGGUCAUCCUCUUCCUUAGCGAUGGAUAUCUUCGAACAGCACCAAGGAACGCAUAUUUUGCAGUCCUUGGAUGGGUUUGCCUUCGCGCUAAGUGCAGAUGGAAGGUUCCUCUACAUCUCAGAAACGGUUUCCAUUUACCUAGGGCUUUCACAAGUAGAGAUGACGGGCAGCAGCGUCUUCGACUACAUCCACCAGCAGGACCACGCGGAGCUUGCAGAACAAAUGGGCAUCAACCUAGCGCAGUCGCAGGCCGCUGCGGCUAGUCCAGGGUCCGUUGCCUCUGAUGACGGGUCCUCCUCUUCAGCUGCAGGGGCCUCCACGCCCACCAACUCACUUGAUAGGCCGCUUCCUGUGAUGACUCUAAAUGGAAACACAGCCUUCAAAGGGAGGGACAGAUCCUUUUGCAUUCGAAUGAAGUCCACGCUAACGAAAAGAGGAUGCCACUUCAAAAGUUCUGGAUACAGGGUGGUACUGGUGCUGUCUCACCUCCGGCCCCAGUACAGUUUUUCUAGAGGGAAGCAACCAGGACAGCAGAGCUCAUCUAGUGUGCUGGGCAUGGUGGCUAUGGCCAUUGCUCUGCCGCCACCCUCCAUCAACGAAGUACGUCUGGAAAGCGACAUGUUUGUUACCAGGCUAACUUUCGAAUUCAGGGUGGCACACUGCGAGCCCAGAGUCUCAGAGCUUCUGGAUUAUACGGCAGAAGAAUUUACGGGGAAAAAUAUGUAUACGCUGUGCCAUGGGCAAGAUGUACAAAAGCUACGGAAAUGCCAUAUAGACUUAAUCAACAAAGGACAAGUAAUGAGUGGGUAUUACAGACUUAUUAACAAGAACGGAGGAUACACGUGGUUGCAGACGUGUGCAACCGUUAUUUGCAAUGCCAAAAAUUCAGACGAACAGAGCAUCAUCUGCGUCAAUUACGUCUUAAGCGGCGUUGAAUACGAAAAUUGCGUUUUAGACUGUAGCCAAAUGCCCAACUCUGGGAAUCUGAAACCAGAUGAUCCGAGUAAUUCCGAAAGAGGUUCUUCUCCAGAUGCAGAUGGGCGAGAUGACGCAUCAUCAAGGGAAGGGUGUUGCACUCCAAAACCUUCCACAGAAGGACGGUGCUCUUCAACUGCUGGCGGCGAGAGCAACCACAGUGAUCACCUUACACAGCUUGUCAAACAUAGCGAAACGCUAAGGACGCCUGGAGACAGAAUUUCUUUGAGGGAUGAGUCUUCUUCUGUAUCAAAUGGUUACGACAUCGAACAAAAGCAGAUGGACCUAUCAGUGGAUAUGUCUCGUUAUCAAGACGCAGUCUCAAAGCAUUCCAGUCAUCAUGCAUGCUUAGAUGGACCAACGCAUGGUCGUGUAAAGAAACGUCGACUCAUCGGCAAUGGCCAUCAACUCACAGAUCCAAAGAGUCCUGCAGAUAGCACAGUAUCUAGUCUAAAUAAUGCUACCAGUCCACUGGAAAACGGUGGAUCAAUAAUUGACAGAGUAACCCCAGAUAGAUCUGCAAUGAAUUCUUCAGAUGGUAUGUGUCAUGCCCCAGCUACUCCACCAUCCGCUGGAGAAGUUGGAAGCGAUAAAAUAGACAGACCUUGGAAAAGAUCUCCAAACAGUGCAUCUGCCAGAGCAACGUACAAUUCAUCAAAUGGCUCAGCCAUGUCAGUGAAAGAACUUGAGGAUGUCAUGAACAAGCAUCUACCUUCUUCACAAGAUGAUUCCCUUGGCAAAUCAAGCGGGAGUCAACAACAGAGGUCAACAAUCCAAUGGAUUGGUGGCCCACAAACAACUCUUCCUGCUUCGUCAUUAUUGAGACAAAUUUAUGUCAAUAGAGAGUCGGUUAUUCGAUCGGGAACUCACAUAAGCCGACCAACAUACUAUGGUGAUUCGCAGGGUCCCUUGCCAACUCCACCUGGGAGUAGUGGUAGUGGAGACCCUUAUCCGGACCAAAGCCAGUUCAUGUUGCCAGGAAAAAUGGCAGGAGAAUCUUAUGGGGUCAUUGCUGGCUACUCUUCUGCACCAGUAACGGUUACUAGUUACAUGGACACGUAUUCUGCCAUGACUCCUCCGGCCUCAGUUUCACCCAGGGACAAAUUUCAUCCUGGAAUAACAGACACAGCUGCUUUCAGUGAGGCUGCAGCUGCGGCAGCAGCCGCUGCAAUCCCACACAUGCAUCACUAUGUCUCUGAAGGGACAUUGCAACAUCUACCCCUGAAGCCUCAAGUAUUCGUACAUCCAGGCACACUCGAUCCUUCUGCUUAUGGACAUUCACACACGCAACAAGGUCUCAGUCCAGAACAACAACAAUUAUAUGCCCACCAUGCAAGUGGGUUUCAUCUUUAUCACCCAUCUGCUAGCAGCAAAACAUCUCACCAUACGGCAAAUGGAACCUCUUGGUAUCCACAGCCAAAUACAUAACUGACAAUGUAAAGUGUUUCUGUCAUGUAAUAUAGUAACAUAAACUUCUGCCUUGAGGCUAUGAUUUAGAUAUCAUGCCUUAUUCAGUGAAUUUAGUCAAAACAAGUUUGGGACUUCUCUAUUGAUGUUAACAAAUACUUACAGAUGCACACAGAUGUUCAAUUAAUUUCACUCUGACAUUCAGCUUAGAUAGAAAAUUUAGUAAUUUCCACAUUAAGGAAAAAAUUAUCAACCUAUAACUUGAAAUUUGCAUUUUGAACUCUCCUUCCACAAAGCUUAACUAAAAAUUAUUGCUCCAAAGAAAUGAUUGAACUUCUGUGCACAUCUUAAGUCGAAGAUGGUUACCAUAUCAGCGACUAGACAGCAUAUUUGAGAUUGAGCUAUAUAUUCCAUAUCAAACCAUUUCAGAAUUUACAGUCAUGAAGAGAAAAUAUCUUCUCUUUUAAGUACCAUUUGAAAAAAAUUUUCUUUAGAUUAUGCUUUGUAUCAUAGAUUUGUCAUUACUGAAAAUUUCAAAACAAUCGCAUGUUUAAAACUUGCUUUAAAAAGACUCAUUUUCAAUUUUUUUAAGCUAUAUUUAUUAGAAAACACAUAUAAAUUCAAACUACAAAAAGCAAUUUCAAGAUUUUCCCAGAAAUUUAAAGCAAAUUUUUUCACGGCAACAGAAAGCAGUUUAACCAUUUAGUUUUACACCAUGCAGUUACAUUUAUAAUAAAAUACACUUUUUAUGUCAUAGAAAGUGUGAAAAAAUAUUUUUACGAUUAUAAGAGGCAGUAUUUUUAAAUUUAGUUUCUCUAACUUGCUUUUGUAAACCAGUAAUAGUGUCUAAGCAGUAAUAUUUUGAAUUUUACACACAUUGCAUUAGUCCUUCAAAAGUCUUUUAAAAAACUGAAAGUAAAUAAUUUACAAAAUAUUCAUUGAAUAUUGCAAAUAACCAGAUUGUAUCUUCAUUACGAAAAGAAAUCUUAACAUUGUUUGCAGUGAGAGGGUUUCCUAAAUAUUUUAUGAAAUAUUCUGGAGAAUAAGUUUCUCUGAGAUUGUUUGGUACAUAUUUAAUGUUUGUGUAACAAGAUUUCGUUCCUUCUAGAAUUUUAUCUAAAAUAAGAAAUCAAAUGUUUAAUCCGAAUUUGUAGUCCAAUAAGAUGCUUUUUUUGUGGAGAUAUAAAAUUCUCUCUUUCACUCUUUUUAUAUUUUAAGCUUUAACAAGUUUGAAGUUUAAAAGAGACAACAAAUUGCUACAUAAGUUUGUGCAAAACCAAACUUAUUUACAUAUGAUUUAUACAAAUACUAUGAAAUACAACAAAAAGCUUUUUGUCUGAUUGUUUGAAUUUUCAUUAAAAAAAGCCUCCAACAAAUUCUUAUUAAACACAUGCAUUGAAAUUUUUAGUUACUAAUUUAUCUAAAUUCAAAAGGUUAGAUUCAAUUUUUAAAAUUACGGGUACCAAAAUUAAUAAAGACUUGAAUUAUAAAAAAAAACACCAAAUUUUUCUUAUCAAAUUAAUCGAUGCUGCCAAACCAAAAAAUAAGCAUUAUAAGCAAAUAACCUUCAUGAGUCAGCAGCAAAUCCUAAUUUUAAAAUAUAUUUUGAUAAGAAAAUAAGGAAAAUUAGUUUCAAUUUGAUUUCAAUUAAAGACAUUUUCAAUAAUCUCUAAUACUAGAACUCAAGCAAGUCUUUCUAUUUCUAAUCUUAGGCAACCAUCAAAUAAAUAAUACCAAAACUUUUUGAUUACUUUUAUGUUGUCCGUUCACGAAACUUAGUAAUGAGGUGCCACUACAAAUAAUCUUCAGGACAAAAGUAAAAACUACGUACAACUUACAAUUGAUGCUCCAAAGUAAAUAUGUUUGUGAGUCAUUAAAAUGUUAACUAUCCAAGUUGGAGUGACAAGAAUACUGAAUUAAAUUUGAAAAAUUCAAUUACGGUCAUUUUAAAUUUUAUCCUUAACAUCAAUAGGUGUAAACUCCACUCUCACAUAAUUGAAUAAGCAUUUGCUUCUUCAAAAUGAUAUUUAAACAAUACUUAACUUUACAGCUGAUAAUUUGUUUCACAUAAAAAAAAUAAGUAUGUUUAAAUUUGCAAAAAAAAAAAAAAAAGGAAAAUUAUAAUAGUAUGGUAUAAAAAGGAAAUUCCAUAAUUUUGUUCAAAGCAAAAAUAUUUUAUGCAAGAGUGAGUAUCAUCAAAAUUGAUACAACAUUAAUUUAUUUUUGACAAUCACAAAAUUUUCCAGCACUGAUCAAAAGCUUUGAAAUGCCGUGACAAGUAUGCUCUUUAAUGAAAAGAAUGAUUUUUUUUUCCAAUGCAAUCAAAUCCUUACUGACAGAGGCAAUAACUUUUGUAAAUUUGUAUAAAAAAUAGAAGGGUAAGUAAGUUAUAUUUAUUGAUCAUAGAGUGAAAUUUUAAAAACUCAUUAGAUAAUAUAUACUUGCAAUAAUCAUUUCUAUGCAAUUAAAAACCGGUUAUUUUAGCAAGAUUUAUGUGUUUCACUCAAUCUAAUUGAGCGUUGUGUUGUUUUUAAUUGUUAUGUUUGUUUCUUAACGUUGUACGUGUUAUUCUGAAUCUAUUAUCAUUAAGAGAAUUUUAAUAUUAAAUCAA
Messenger RNA from Uloborus diversus, 5266 nucleotides. Its product is annotated as protein trachealess-like. Gene Ontology annotation, biological process: regulation of transcription by RNA polymerase II. The record is from RefSeq and is a predicted model, not a curated record. Gene Ontology annotation, molecular function: protein dimerization activity; DNA-binding transcription factor activity, RNA polymerase II-specific; RNA polymerase II transcription regulatory region sequence-specific DNA binding. The coding region runs from base 1 to 2676 and encodes 891 amino acids. Lineage: Eukaryota; Metazoa; Arthropoda; Arachnida; Araneae; Uloboridae. The transcript has 12 exons.